CGCGGAUGGAUCAGUCUAUGCGUUGUAAUUUAAUUUGUAAGUAGUAUUAGUAGUCAAAGUCGAUUUUUUGUAAAAUUUAGCAAUUUGACAGAUUAAAAUGCUUAUAUCUUAAGUUCUAUUAGACCUACAGAAAUUUCUUGACUAGUUCUAAAAAGGUAUUGAAAUAAACUAUAAUUUAAUAUAUAUCUCAAUUAUUUUCAAGGUCACCUCCAGAACACAAAAUGGUGGAUUUUUGUUUUACUAAAACAGUUUUUGGCAAUUUUUGCCCUCAAGGAAUGGUUUUAGAGGUUUCUGAUGUUCUAGAAAGUUGUAGAGUUUUGCAAAAGCUUUAAUUUGAUACUAAGAUGAGCAAAAUCGGUCAAGCAGUUCAGGAGAUAUGGCUCAUAGAACUUUUCAAAUUCAAGAAUUUUUCAAAUGACUAUAUCUUCUAAACGGCGACAUAGAUUUUCUUCAUUUUUGGACUGAUGAAAGAUUAUUAGUCAUGCUACAACAUAUCAAAAAUUUAAGGAAAUCGAUGAUGAGGAUUCGGAGAUAUUGCCUCUUAAAGUUAGGCAAUUUUUGUUUUUGUAUUUAGCGCCUCUUGCGGAUAUUUUUGGAACUUGAAAUGUUCUAGACAGUUGUAGGGCUUCGCAAUACCUUUCAUUUGAUACCAAGAUGGUUAAAAUCGGUCAAGCCGUUCUCGAGAUAUAUCGAAAAAACACUUUUUGCUUUAGGCCGCCAUAUUUGCUAAACCGCUUGACUGAUCGUCAAGUAUGAAUUGUUGAUGAAAACGUCUCACUGAGCACUAAAACAUACUAAAAUUUCAGACCUCUAACUAUAAGGGAAGUGGUUAACGGUAUUUCAAAAUGGCGGACGGCGGCCAUCUUGGAUUUUGAAAAUGCGAAAAAAUGAAAUUUUACACCCACAUUUCUAUAGAAAACCUCAAACCGGAAGUCUCUAUCUACUGCCGUUCUCGAGCUAUAAGACAAAGUAUAGCGCACCGGCCGGCCGGCGGGCCGGCCGGAUCAAAAAUUUUCCACCACCAUUUUCGUAAUGUGGGAUGUCUAAAACGUGCUCAUACCAAGUUUGAGCCCGAUCUGAGGUGGUCGGUUUUUCGGACGAUUACAAUACUUGGUAUGCCACGAUUGUGGUAUACCAACUAAUUCAGUUUUUAGUCCCCCGUUCCUCUCACAACUAACCUUUUUAUAAGAGAAAAAAUGCUUUAAAAAUGUAUAGAAAUAUAAAUAUAUAAUUUGCAUAAAAAAAACAAUGAGGUUUGGUUCAACUUCUUGUUCUUUAAUGAGUUUUUAAAUUAAAUUUUAUUUUGAAAUUAAAGAGCGUAAGACUAGUUAAAAUUCAAGCUCACAAAUGAGUCUUUUUUUGCUCUUAUCAAGCAUAUUGAUUUUUCAUUAGCAAACCCUUAUUCUGCGAUGAACUGCUUAUUUUGUUAGUUAAUUACAUUUUGUUGAAUGACACAAUGUGUGGGAGAUGGGGAAAGAUUGAAAAUUCCAAAAUCAUCUUCAUCACACGUGAUUUACAAAUGUUACCAUAUAUAUUUACUUGAUAGCAGCUUUUCAGUUCGCAGGUGUUGACGGUUUUGUUUAUGAAUUAAAUGAAAGAAGAGGUGCUUUGACGGGGAUUGAGAGGGGGUGGUUAUUUAAAAUAAAUUGCUAUUCCACGCGUGAAAAAUUAUAAUUUUCCACCCUAUGCGGUUAUGUAGCGUUGCUUGUACGUAAUGUGAACACGAGUCCUUCCAAAUAGGAAUAUGCUUUAUUCCUCCCUGGGAUAAGGAUAUUGAUUGAAUAAUGCGUAAACAUAAAUUGUAAAGAUAACAUUAAUGAACAUAAUGAGCAUAAAAGGGGGGUGAAGAAAUAAUUAGAGCGUUCGAAAGGUAAACCUUGUGAUGUAUUUUUAUAAUCAUAAAAAGAAUUUUCUCAAUUUGAGAAUAAAAUAAUUCUUUAAAAAUAUAUAUCAUCAGAAAAAGCUUUCCAUCAAAGGAAGUUUAUGUAAUUUCAUCCCAUGACUAUGUCUCAAAUUUUUAAAUAUUGUAGGACCCCACACCCUCUUUAAAAUAUAUAGUUUUUUUUUAAGAAUAAUAAAAGUAACACAAUGUAGAGAAUUUGAUAAAUCAAUGAAGAAUAUGUUUUGACAUAUAAAUAAGGAACAAAGAAGAGUGCUCCAUUUUCUGCCAAAUACAAACACUGAAAAUUAAUAUUUCCCGCCACUUCAUCACAGUUUACAAAACAAAAAAAAAUCACUCAAGAAAAAAUCUCAUAGAUAUUCAAGAAAAAUUCUUUUCAUUCUCUCUUCCUUUGUCUAUUUGUCAGUCCUUUUGCCGCUAGAGACAGUUCAUAAAAAAAAGAGAGAGAACUUUCGCCACGAUGACAAGUGAAGGAGAAAUGAAAUUUCAUCCAAACUUUCUUGACACUUGCUCAUUUUUUUUCUCUAUCCCUCUUUGGGUUUUCGUAAGUUAGAAGCAUACUUUAGGAAUGGUUUGUUCCCAUUGUCGUUGUCACAAUGAGCCUAGUGAGACUUAUUUAACAUAAUUAGCAUCACUCUCUGAAAGCUCGUCAUAAGGAGGUAUAUGUAUGUACAUUGAAUUAAAAUUGUGGUGUUACAAAGUAAGACGGUGUGCAUUUUUUUUAUUAAACAAGCACUCUCAAAUUCUGCAACAUACAAAAGGUUAAAAGUUUUAAAAAGUUGGAGAAAUUGUGGGAAGGAAAAAAGGGAGAAAAAUCUCACAUUAAGUUGUUUUUGGUUAUCUCAUUAAACGUUAAGUAAAUUAUCCACCAAGUUAUUCGUUGAAAGUGGAAAAUACGAAAGAUCUUUUUUCUUAAAUUCUUUAAUGAAAAUAAAUAAAUUGAUGUGUCCCAACCCAAUCUAUAUAAACGCAUGUAAUUGCAUUCAAUAAACCAGUCUACUCUCAACCCUCAAAGUGUUCAUAUACUUUAUUGGCGACGAAGCGGAUAACGGCAGAGUGAAAAAAUUGAAAGUGUGGCCGACCGCGUGUGCAUGGAAAAAAGUGAUUUUGCACGAAAAGUGAACGAAAAUUAGCCAAAGAUGGACUCAUACCAGGAUAAGAAAGCAUCAGAAGUGGGCAAGAAAUUGCUGAGAGACGUCCCAAGAAAUCUAAAGAAGCGAAAUGUGCUUCAGGAGAGAUUUAAGUUCAACACACGACUCCAAGAAGAAGGGGAAACCGCGGAAGAGUUUGCCAAAGAUCUUCAAAUAUUGGCACAGUCGUGCGCAUAUGGGAAAUUCCUCGAAGAGAAGCUACGGGACAACUUUGUCUACGGUCUACGAAGUGCACGGAUAAAGAUCAAUCUUAUUUCCGUGCUUAUUGCCGAAGAUGAAGCCACAUUCGAACAUGUGCGGAGAACAGCACGUGGGAUGGAGCUAAACGAGGAGAAAGAGAAAAUGAUGCAUCCGGAAAACCUUAAAACCAUCGCGAAGAUUGUCCACGGAAAGCAGAAGCAGCCAGAUGAAGAGGGAAAAGUAGGAAAAUCCUACAUAAAGUGUUCCAACGGUAUCAAGGAGGAACCACACGUGGCAGCUGAGGGCAAAGUGGCGACGGAAUCGUUCAGAAGGGAAUCUCCGAAGAAGAAAGAAGAGAAAGAGCGUGACAUCUACAGCAAUUCCGACGGAGAAGAAGACAACGAAGAUCGUCAAGAUGAAGGAAUAAACUCAUUGCGAUUAGGAUCAAUUCUUAAGGAAGGAAAAUUGCGCAACCAUACACCAAAUGAGGUGGAGCGAGAGGGCUCGGUAAGUGAUCCAGUUUAUAUUGAGGUAAGUAUGGGUAAGUAUAAAAUCAAAAUGGAAAUUGAUUGCGGUGCUCAUACAUCAGUAAUGCAUGUAGAUGAUUAUAAAAAAUAUUUCAGCGAGUUCCCAUUGCGAAAGUGUGCGUUAACUUUAUCAGUAGUUACGGGAGAUGAUAUUGCUAUUGUUGGGCAAAUUAAAGGGGAAAUAAAAAUUAAAUUUGGCUCAGGGAGAAAGCAAAAAUUCGAAAAAAUGAGAAUUGUGAUAAUCAGUUGUGCGCAUCGUUUUAUACCACUCUGUGGGCGCGAUUGGAUUAGUAGAAUUUACCCACAGUGGAGAAAUACAUUCAAGUGCAAUGCGAUUAAAGAGAAAGAGAAUAAGAGUACAAUCAUUGUCCGACUACGACGACGAAGUGCUCACCCAGUAGUUUUCUACUAAGCUACACACCCAGAUCAUCGGUUACGAUUGUUGAUGACGACACUAGCACGAACACGGACGAAUCUCAGAAGGUAUCUGGCAAGGAGCCAGUAAAGAGGAAGGACAAGUCAGAAUCCUCCAAGGAGGAAGGAUCAAAGCUUGUAAAAGGGGGAGAAGCAGUACGCAUGAAGCGUAAAGAAAAGGAAACACUUGAAGUGGGACAAAAGGUUUAUUAUUGUUCACCGUUUGGAUGGAGAAUAGGCACAAUUGCCAAGCGUUUGUCUAAAGUGGUUUAUAUAAUCACUAUAAAUGGAAAUCGAAUUAAGGUACACCGCGACCAACUGAAGAAGUACACUCCGAACAUUAAGUCUGGCGAAUCUUCACCAAAUCCUGUAGAAAGAUCAUCGACUACAAGUUCGACACCCUGUUCAACAGGAACCUCAUCACGAAGUCCGAGGAACUCAACAGACGAUGAUGUUUUCUAUAGUCCAGCGGCAUUGUCACACCCAACACCGAGAUUGAUAGAGACACCACGCCGAAGCGGCAGGUUAUUGUCAAGACCGCGAAUCAAUUAUAAAGUGUAAAUUAACUUUUUAAAAAAAUGUAAUAAUUUUUGAAUAAGCGAGGGGAAGUGAUGUGUCCCAACCCAAUCUAUAUAAACGCAUGUAAUUGCAUUCAAUAAACCAGUCUACUCUCAACCCUCAAA
Molecule: messenger RNA, 4855 nt
Organism: Lutzomyia longipalpis
Lineage: Eukaryota; Metazoa; Arthropoda; Insecta; Diptera; Psychodidae
Exons: 2
Coding region: 3040-4170 (376 amino acids)
Source: RefSeq, a predicted model, not a curated record